GGAUAUUCCAGUUUCUCUUCUUCAAGUCCCAAUUUAUAGUAUUCUAGCACUUGUACCUUCUAUCUUUGCCAAAACUCAUGCUGGAUUUCUUUAUACCAAGUGCUAUUUAUCCAGUAGAGCUUAUCAAGAACCUCUAAUGGAAGCUUUUGAAUGA
This is a messenger RNA of Funneliformis caledonium, 154 nucleotides long. The record is from the annotation of a GenBank genome assembly. NCBI's taxonomy places the organism in Eukaryota, Fungi, Glomeromycota, Glomeromycetes, Glomerales, Glomeraceae.